Molecule: messenger RNA, 1961 nt
Organism: Vicugna pacos (alpaca)
Lineage: Eukaryota; Metazoa; Chordata; Mammalia; Artiodactyla; Camelidae
Source: RefSeq, a predicted model, not a curated record
UCAGACAAGUUUCAACUCAAAAUGACAAUAUUGAAAUAUUCAGACAUUUAUUUUUCUAAUCUCUUCCUUCUCAACCACUGGCUUUUGUUUAAUGGAGUCAUUGUUGCAAAAACAUAUAUCAAAAAACUGUAUUCAUCUGGAGAACUGAUAUUGCCUGGAAGACAAAGCUCAUUGAAAAAUGAGAAUCAAUGAAAAAGUCCUUCUACAAAAUUUUUUCAAAUCAAUAAUCAAACUACUGAAUUCACACACACACACACACAAUUUCCUAAUAGCAGCACCCAGAUAGCCUUACUUUCCAGUUGUUUGCUGUCUGCAAUGUCUGCCAUUUAAUCGCAAAAGCAAGAUGAAUGAGAGUGUUGUAACUGAGUUCGUGAUUCUGGGCCUCACUCAAAACCCUGAACUCCAGCAAGUUCUCUUCAUUGUCUUUCUUUUCGUCUACCUUGUGGCUUUUCUUGGCAACGCGCUGAUUGUCAUUGCCAUAAUCUCCAACACCACCUUGCACACACCCAUGUACCUCUUCCUCCUGGCUCUGGCUGUUGUGGACGUCAUCUGCACAACAAGUGUAAUACCAAAAAUGCUUGAGACCAUGCUCACCUCAAGAAAGACCAUGUCAUAUGGAGGCUGCAUGCCCCAACUCUUCUUCUUCACAUGGUCCCUGGGUGCCGAGAUGGUUCUCUUCACCGCCAUGGCCUAUGACCGCUACGUGGCCAUCUGCUUCCCUCUUCGCUACAGUGCUAUUAUGAACCACCAGAUGUGCGUGGCCUUGCUCAGCACUGUCAUGGUUAUUACUGUAACCAAUUCCUGGGUGCACACAGGUCUCAUCCUGAGGCUGACCUUCUGUGGAUCAAAUACCAUUGACCACUUCUUCUGUGAGAUACCCCCGCUGCUGGCUUUGUCCUGCAACCCUGUGUGAAUCAAUGAAGGGAUGGUGUAUGUUGCUGACCUCACUCUGGCUGUGGGCAACUUCACCCUCACCUGCGUCUCCUACGGUUUCAUCAUCGUCGCCAUUCUUCGCAUUCGCACAAUGGAAGGCAAGAGAAAAGCCUUCUCAACAUGCUCAUCCCACCUCAUACUGGUGUCUCUUUUCUACUCCCCUGUCACCUACACCUAUAUUCGCCCUGCUUCCAGCUACACAUUUGAAAGGGACGAGGUGGUAGCUGCGCUCUAUACCCUCAUGACCCCCAUAAACCCGAUUGUGUACAGUUUCCGGAACAAGGACAUGCAAGCAGGGAUCAGGAAAGUAUUUGCAUCUCUGAAACGUGAUGUAAUACCAAAAAUGCUUGAGACCAUGCUCACCUCAAGAAAGACCAUGUCAUAUGGAGGCUACAUGUCCCAACUCUUCUUCUUCACAUGGUCCCUGGGUGCCGAGAUGGUUCUCUUCACCGCCAUGGCCUAUGACCGCUACGUGGCCAUCUGCUUCCCUCUUCGCUACAGUGCUAUUAUGAACCAUCAGAUGUGCGCGGCCUUGUUCAGCACUGUCAUGGUUAUUGCUGUAACCAAUUCCUGGGUGCACACAUGUCUCAUCCUGAGGCUGACCUUCUGUGGAUCAAAUACCAUUGACCACUUCUUCUGUGAGAUACCCCCGCUGCUGGCUUUGUCCUGCAGCCCCGUGAGAAUCAAUGAAGGGAUGGUGUAUGUUGCUGAGCUCACUCUGGCUGUGGGCGACUUCACCCUCACCUGCGUCUCCUACGGUUUCAUCAUCGUCGCCAUUCUUCGCAUUCGCACAACGGAAGGCAAGAGAAAAGCCUUCUCAACAUGCUCAUCCCACCUCAUACUGGUGUCUCUUUUCUACUCCCCUGUCAUCUACACCUAUAUUUGCCCUGCUUCCAGCUACACAUUUGAAAGGGACAAGGUGGUAGCUGCGCUCUAUACCCUCGUGACCCCCAUAAACCCGAUUGUGUACAGUUUCCGGAACAAGGACUUGCAAGCAGGGAUCAGGAAAGUAUUUGCAUCUCUGAAAC